AGUCCCUGUAGGCAUCCCCCGUUUGUUUGGGCACCAGGGAUCAGGUAGCCGGUCGUGUAAGUGAUAUCAAUUAGUGCCAUACUUCUGCUCAAUGAGAGGAGAAUACUGAACGACAAAGGAGAGGAGACAAAACCAACAAACCGACUGAACAGGCCAAUAUUUCUUCCUGUCACCGGCUUUUCUUCACCACAAGAGACUCGAGUACUCGCGGCGUAGGACAACAUGUACCCGGGCUGCACGAUGGGGUAGUAUCGGUCAUGUUCAACUCAAUGGGACGGGAGCGGAGGGGACGUGUUUGCGCAAGGUUGGACGGACGGCGCCAAGCGCUGCCGACAUGUGGCCGUAACCUUCGCCUUCUCUUCUUUCUCGGCUUUGCGGUGUCACUUUGCCAAGGACAGGGACUUCCAACCAUAACUAUGGUGAACUCAUGUGGCACAUCAGACCAAGACAACGGCAAGAUCGUGGAGUCCCAUGACGACUCGGUCAGCGACUACGUCACGUCAUCGCCGCUGGAUUGUAGCCUGACCUUCCAAGUCCCCUCCCCGUACACAAACAUCCUGUUUCAGUUCAGAUUCUUCGAGAUAACAAGUUCCUUGACCACCACAACUACAAGUAAUCCUACAUCUAUCAGCCCUAUCGGGACGACCCAAUCUGCGGCUGAUGUUUGCGACGGUGUCGGAGCCCAUGUGACAUUUUACGACGGUUCGUCGUCGUCGGCGCCCGUCCUGUCAGGACCAGUUUGCGGUAGCAGUACCCCGGGAAGCGUCAUCACGACUACCGGGAAUCUGACGAUGCGAUUGGUCAUCUCUGCUUCGUCUGCUCAAGUCAGCUUCGUGGGGGACUACACAUCAUUCCACUCAGACACAGGUUCCUGUACUGGAGGUAACCUGUUCCAGUGUACCAACAACAGAUGCAUCGCGUUCGACCUGACCUGUGACCAGACCGGCAUCGACAACUGUGGAGACGCCUCGGACCAGUCCUUCGGGCCACCAGCAAACUGCAAUCCGACCACUGCGCCCCCGGCUGUAGUGCCUGAGGACGGACUGAGCCCUGCAGUAGUAGGAGUGGUGGGCACCAUGGGAAGCCUCACUUCAGUGGCGGCUCUCUAUUGGCUCCUCUGGAAACCUGGCUGGCUGACGUGGCGCCUCAGCUCGUUACGUCACGUGAAGUACUUCUCAUCCAUUGGUCCUCACUGUCUCUCGUGUUCGCAGUUCUGUCAGAACAAGCUCUGCUCUCCGUUAGACGCCUGCCUCGGUACAGGUGCCACGUUAGUCACAGUCACCCCUGUCGGUAUCACCAUCGUGGUAGCCGAGGCAGAGGCAUCAACCUCCACAACAGCAUCCCAAAAUGCCCACAUCGUGAAGAAAGAGCCGACUAAAACGCGACUUCCCAAACGACCAGGCAAUCCAUCGGUAGCGGUCGCUCCCGCCGCCUCCGCCGCUGCUGCCUCCUCUCCCUUCCUCUCCGUAGACUACGGUCGGAGCGAUCUGGUCAGGCUCACCACGGACAGGGCAAGACCCAGGGAAGGUGAUUACUUGGACCAGUACGUCUGGGCCAACAAGAAAAGACUCGGAAUGGACCUGCUAUAGACCUGUUCUUUAUCAAUGAUUGGGAGCAACAAAAGCAGAACAUACUAUUAACUUAAGCGAAUUUCGACUGGAAAUCUUGAAAAUAUAAUCUAUCAGAGAAGGACACUCUACUGAACAAUAUACGAUUUUCAAUGAAAUAUGACAGACAGUGAAUCCGUCCAUCAUUUGACUCCAAAUGAACCAGUACCAACUACACUAACUUUUGUUCGCACAGCUAGGAGGUGCCGUUAUCGGUGUUCUUUCAACUUUCAAAGAAGCUUAGAAGACAGGCGCAUAGAAAGCAAUUUUCCAAAUGAGGUUAUAUAGAGAAACGCCUUGGUUUUCUUUAACGCUAUCUACCCCUCCUAGAGGGCUAAAUGCUGUCCAUGUAUGUUUUCGAAGUGACCAAGCAGGCUCAGCCUGAAGUUUGUC
Branchiostoma floridae (Florida lancelet) is the source of this 2000-nucleotide messenger RNA. RefSeq lists its product as uncharacterized. Gene Ontology annotation, molecular function: protein binding. The record is from RefSeq and is a predicted model, not a curated record. Bases 258 to 1589 code for a protein of 443 amino acids. NCBI's taxonomy places the organism in Eukaryota, Metazoa, Chordata, Leptocardii, Amphioxiformes, Branchiostomatidae. The transcript is spliced from 4 exons.